Molecule: messenger RNA, 2150 nt
Organism: Hypomesus transpacificus
Lineage: Eukaryota; Metazoa; Chordata; Actinopteri; Osmeriformes; Osmeridae
Gene: tnfaip8l3
Product: tumor necrosis factor, alpha-induced protein 8-like 3
Exons: 2
Coding region: 362-970 (202 amino acids)
Biological process (GO): regulation of apoptotic process
Cellular component (GO): cytoplasm
Source: RefSeq, a predicted model, not a curated record
GGACGGACUUCAAGUGAGAGAGGGAGGAAUCUAAAAAGGGGGAAAGUGUUGGAAAAGAACGGGGAGACAGGAGAGUGGGCACAGGCACAGAGAGGGAGGGAGUCAGGGAAAGAAGAGAGCACGGGAAAGAGACCGAGAGGGCAAAAAAAAAGGAGGAAAAGGAGCUCAGCUCAGCAAAUAGCAGGCAGGCUCUCAGUUGCCCAGUAGCAUUCCUCCUUAAGUUUCAGUUCUUUCUGCCAGGAAAGAGAAGAGAAGAAAAGAGGUCUCCCCAGAAAAGAGGGUUCUCUGGUUACCUAGACCAGUAGCUUCUCUGGGAGAAGAGAAAGUCCGAAAACCGAAGAGUUGCCACAGCCGGAGGAAGAUGGAUUCUGACUCGGGAGAGCAGAGCGAGGGAGAACUGUCACCAGGUCAGGAGAGUUUUAACUCACGCUCGUUGGCCUUGCAGGCCCAGAAGAAGAUCCUGAGCAAGAUGGCGACUAUGGCUGUGGCCAACAUGCUAACGGACGACACCAGCAGUGAGAUUCUGGACGAGCUGUACAAGGCGAGUCGGGAGUUUACCAAGAGCAAGAAGGAGGCCCACAAAAUCAUCAAGGACGUCAUCAAGAUAGCCCUCAAGAUUGGCAUCCUCUACCGCAAUCAUCAGUUCAGCCCGGACGACCUCGACACUGUCGAACGUUUCAAGAAAAAGAUGAACCAGGCGGCCAUGACCGCUGUCAGUUUCCACGAGGUCGAGUAUACCUUUGACCGGAAUAUUCUCUCUGAGCUGCUUCUAGAGUGCAGGGACCUGCUGCACGCGCUGGUCGAGCAGCACCUGACGGCGCGGUCGCAUGCGCGCAUCGACCACGUCUUUAACCAUUUCGCCAACGGGCAGUUCCUGUCAGAGCUGUACGGGGACAGAGACGAGUGCAGACUCUACCUCAGGAAGAUCUGCCAUGGAAUCAACAAACUGCUGGACGAAGGAACACUUUAACCUUCUAAGUUUCACCUCAUUUUCCCCCGUAUGCCUCCUCAUAUGUUCUCUUUGUAUGUGCCCUAUACCCUUUCGAGAUCGAAGCACCCAUUGCUCCUCGUGUUUCCAAUUUCGGUUGCUUUCCCCCUCCUCCAUUUUCUAUUGCAUUUUUUCCAGAUACUUUUUCUUCCCUGGAUUUUUCUAACUAGCUUAAUGGCUUUGAUAAACACUUCUAUAGGACAGACAGCGCCAUGGCUCUGUGAGGAGUCUCGCCCAGACAGCUCGAGGUCUGCGUGGACCCAUGGGAUGAGAAACUGUACCAAUUUCCACACACGCUGUUUAGAGAGCUUCAGCUGCAUCAGUCUAGCAUGCGUAGUGACUCAACCAUUCAAGCCCUGCAUAGAUGGUUCAGAACGGUACGAAAGAUCGAUGGGCGUGAUGCUUUACAUCUGAGUUCGAUGUUUUAAUGACCGUGCAUUGAAUUCAAUCAAGAGUAGGAAAACCUUUUUUUUCUGUUUUUGUUGCAACUAUCGUGAUCUAAUGAUCACGAAAUGACGUCAAUGAUUUUAGCAUGUAGUUUACUGGACACACUAUGGGCCAAAAAAGGAAGACAAUGCUUUGUAAAUACACAUAGUAGAUAUCUCUUUAUCUCUAACCCUACCUUUUGUUUGUUGCCCUUUGUGUGGGUGUGAUGGUGUUAUUCAAAUGUGAUACCCAUCAGUAUCAAACCCAGGCCCACGCGGUCACUUUCUUUUUGCCAAAUAUGUAAAUGCACGACCUUUCAGCACUUGUCAAAUGCCUUCAUGUCAACUUUGUUUCCUUUGGUGUUGUUGAUUACACGUUACUUUUAUACCCCAGCUAUUAUAAAGCUGCCUUUCUCAACUCGACAUAAUCAGGACUUUCAUGCAACCAAUGUCUUGCAGAGCUAUGUUUGGAAAGCCAAUUAACUCGAAUUUUACAGGAUCUCCAAAAGCUCGUUGGAAUCUGUCUUUCAAUGAUUAUUUGAAACAUCAUACAUUCUGUAAACUCUGUAGUUUGGUGUUGAUAAACAUUGUCAUUGUGUAUGUGUUUGUGUGUCAGUGUGCAUGUGCAUUUGUGUGUGUGUGUGUGUCUGUGUACAACACAAACUAUGACAUCUGUACGUGUCUGUAUCCUCUUUACCGGUAUUUUAUUAAAUUCUCUAAAAACCUGUCUAAUCUUA